AUGUUGACGCUGCGCCGGAUGCUAGGAAGCGCAGGUGCGCACUCGGCGGCCGCGCAGCAGUGCCUCUCGCCCCAUCUGGGCCAGCGCUACAGCACCGCGGCGAAGCAACAGGUAGCCUUCUCUCACCUAGUGUAGUUUAAACCAUUUCUGUUUUCUAGACUAGGCUACAACUGCCUAGGUCUCCAUCUAGCCUAUUAUCGUUACAUAAAUUAUUCUGUGUGUUUAUCUGGGUUGCUAGGAGAAUCCAAAGAAGACUAAAUUUGGUCCCUUGAGUGAUCAGGACCGGAUUUUCACAAACUUGUAUGGCCGUCAUGACUGGAGGUAGUAACAUCCCAACAUAACAUCACUGUGCACAUACACACUCUGGAUACCAUCAAAUCUAUGCACAUACAGUACUCUUGCCCCCUUCUUAACCAUCCAUAAAGUGUCCUCCUCUCCUUGUCCCCUUCCCUUAACCUACCCGAGAAUACAUGAUAUCUGAAAACAACACAUACACCAAGUACAUAGGAAGUAUUAGGGGAUAGUGGCCUAUUUAAAAACACCAUCUAUAUUUCCCAUUGUGUCCCCAGCCUGAAGGGUGCUCUGCGUCGGGGUGACUGGUAUAAGACUAAAGAGAUCCUCCUGAAGGGGACAGACUGGAUCCUGAACGAGGUCAAGGUGUCUGGUCUGAGAGGGAGAGGAGGAGCUGGCUUCCCCACCGGCAUGAAGUGGGGCUUCAUGAACAAACCCAGUGACGGCAGGUAAGAAAGAGAGCGAGAGAGAGAGAAAGUAUGUGUGUGUGUAGGUAGCGGCAGGUAGCUUAGUGGUUAAGAGCGUAGUGCCAGUAACCGAAAGGUCGCUGGUUCUAAUCCCCGAGCCGACUAGGUGAAAAAUCUGUUGAUGUGCCCUUGGGCAAGGCACUUAACCCUAAUUGCUCCUGUAAGUCGCUCUGAAUAAGAGCGUCUGCUAAAUGACUAAAAUGUAAAUGUGUGGCAGUCGGUGCCAUUUUUUUAUAAGCAUGGCCUUAUUUCUAUUACAGCAUAUUGGAUGACUGUCAUUUAUAUUCCAUUCACAUUUUAGUCAUUUAGCAGACACUCUUAUCCAGAGCAACUUACAGUUAGUGAGUGCAUAAAUUUUCAUACUGGCCCCCUUUGGGAAACGAACCCACAACCCUGGCGUCGCAAGCGCCAUGCUCUACCAACUGAGCUACAGGGGACUCACCCAGCUCAAUGUAACAUCAAUAGAUUUAGGCUACUACAUUAUACUCAAGUUUUCCCUAUACCCAUCAUGAGGUUGCUACAACCUAGCCUAUGAAUGAAAGUUUACCAUGUACGCUAGGUGCACAGGUCGAGAGAAAUUUGAGUAAUCAAGGUGACAGACAUUGAUACAUUCAAUACCGCCUUGUACACUCUAGCCUGUUCCGUUUGCGUCCGUUUAAUAAACGUUUUCAACAGAAUCGGCGGAAUGAAUACAAAUCAAAUCAAAUCAAAUGUUAUUUUUCACAUACACAUGUUUAGCAUAUGUUGGGUGUAGCGAAAUGCUUGUGCUUCUAGCUCCGACAGUGCAGUAAUAUCUAACAAUUUCACAACAUAUACCCAAUACACACAAAAAAAGUAAGGAAUGGGAUUUAAGAAUAUAUACAUAUAUGGACAAGCAAUGACAGAGCGGCAUGGACUAAGAUACAGAAGAAUAUUAUAGAAUAGAAUGCAGGAUAUACAUUUGAGAUGAGUAGUGCAAGAUAUGUAAACAUUAUUAAAGUGACUAGUGUUCCAUUUCUUAAAGUGGCCAGUGAUUUCAAUAGGCAGCAGCAGCCUCUAAUGUGCUAGUGAUGGCUAUUUAACAGUCUGAUGGCCUUGAGAUAGAAGCUGUUUUUCAUUCUCUCGGUCCCAGCUUUGAUGCACCUGUACUGACCUCGCCUUCUGGAUGAUAGCGGGGUGAACAGGCAGUGGCUCGGGUGGUUGAUGUCCUUGAUGAUCUUUUUGGCCUUCCUGUGACAUCGGGUGCUGUAUGUGUCUUGGAGGGCGGGUAGUUUGCCCCCGGUAAUGCGUUCGGCAGACCGCACCACCCUCUGGAGAGCCCUGCGGUUGUGGGUGGUGCAGUUGCCGUACCAGGCGGUGAUACAGCCCGACAGGAUGCUCUCAAUUGUGCAUCUGUAAAAGUUGGUGAGGGUUUUAGGUGAUAAGCCAAAUUUCUUCAGCCUCCUGAAGUUGAAGAGGCUCUGUUGCGCCUUCUUUACCACACUGUCUGCGUGGGUGGACCAUUUCAGUUUGUCGGUGAUGUGGAUAGGGGGGUGCACCCUCUGCUGUUUCCUGAAGUCCACGAUCAUCUCCUUUGUUUUGUUAAUGUUGAGUGAGAGGUUAUUUGCCUGGCACCACACUCCCAGAGCCCUCAUCUCCUCCCUGUAGGCAGUCUCGUCAUUGUUGGUAAUCAAGCCUACUACUGUUGUGUCGUCUGCAAACUUGAUGAUUGAGUUGGAGGCGUGCUUGGCCACGCAGUCAUGGGUGAACAGGGAGUACAGGAGGGGGCUGAGCACGCACCCUUGUGGGGCCCCAGUGUUGAGGAUCAGUGAAGUGGAGAUGUUGUUUCCUACCUUCACCACCUGGGGGCGGCCCGUCAGGUAGUCCAGGACCCAGUUGCACAGGGCGGGGUUCAGACCCAGGGCCUAGAGCUUAAUGAUGAGCUUGGAGGGUACUAUGGUGUUGAAUGCUGAGCUAUAGUCAAUGAGCAGCAUUCUUACAUAGGUAAUCCUCUUGUCCAGAUGGGAUAGGGCAGUGUGCAGUGUGAUGGCAAUUGCAUCAUCUGUGGAUCUAUUGGGGCGGUAAGCAAAUUGAAUACACCCCUGAUCACACGCAAACACAGUUCACUUUCAUAGCAGCAGCAUACAGUACCAGUCAAAAGUUUGGACACACCUACUCAUUCCAGGGUUUUUCUUUAUUUUUACUAUUUUCUACAUUGUAAAAUAAUAGUGAAGACAUCAAAACUAUGAAAUAACACAUAUGGAAUCAUGUAGUAACCAAAAAAGUGUUAAACAAAUCAAAAUAUAUUUUAUAUUUGAGAUUCUUCAAAGUAGCCACCCUUUGCCUUGAUGAAAGCUUUGCAAACUCUUGGCAUUCUCUCAACCAGCUUGAUGAUGUAGUCACCUGGAAUGAAUUUCAAUUAACAGGUGUGCCUUCUUAAAAGUUAAUUUGAGUCAAAUUUGAGAUUUUUGGUUAAAACCGCCGUGUCUUUGUGAGACGCAGAGUAGGUGAACGGAUGAUCUCUGCAUGUGUGGUUCCCACCAUGAAGCAUGGAGGAGGAGGUGUGAUGCUGUGGGGGUGCUUUGCUGGUGACACUGUUGGUGAUUUAUUUAGAAUUCAAGGCAGGUCAGCAUGGCAACCAGCAUGGCUACCACAGCAUUCUGCAGCGAUACCCCAUCCCACCUGUUUGCGCUCCAGGCUGUGUAAGGGCUAUUUGACCAAGAAGGAGAGUGAUGGAGUGCUGCAUCAGAUGACCUGGCCUCCACAAUCACCCAACCUCAACCCAAUUGAGAUGGUUUGGGAUGAGUUGGACCGCAGAGUGAAGGAAAAGCAGCCAACAAGUGCUCAGCAUAUGUGGGAACUCCUUCAAGACUGUUGGAAAAGUAUUCCAGGUGAAGCUGGUUGAGAGAAUGCCAAAAGUGCAAAGCUGUCAUCAAGGCAAAGGGUGGCUACUUUGAAGAAUCUAAAAUAUUACAUCUAUUUUGAUUUGUUUAAGACUUUUUUGGCUACUGCAUGAUUCCAUAUGUGUUAUUUCAUAGUUUUGAUGUCUUCACUAUUAUUCUACAAUGUAGAAAAUAGUAAAAAUAAAGAAAAACCCUGGAAUGAGUAGGUGUGGCCAAAUUUUUGACUGGUACUGUACAUACACCAUGAUCCCUUUGAUCGUUGGAUAAUUUCUUCUCGCAUCUACAUGCUCUCCUCCUCUCACCUUUUCACUUCGCUUGUGGACUCCAGUGCACAACACAUCAGCUGUCUGUAACCAGGCGAAAAAACCUUUCCAAGCCAAACCUUCAUAUCAUAACCGCUAACCGCAACACACAGCCUACAUCGUUGUCACCAUAUUAUAAUGAAAUAGUCAACAUAGCUACUAGAACUAACGUGUUAGUAAACCCUGCUACAAUCAUGCAAUACAGUGUACAAUCAGCAAGGAGUUUAGUAGUUACACCGGCGGGCCCCGGAGGCAAUAAAUUAAUACAACCAAAAGCUUACCUUGACUUGGAAGAGUUCCAGUGUUGGAUAGCCAUAGUCAGCUAGCUAACAUAGCAUACCUCUCUGAGCCGGGUGUUUGAGUAGGCUAAACUAGCUAGCUGCAGUGAAAGUGAAAAAAAUACUAAAUAUAACUAGCUCUCUCUCUCUCUUGCUUCUCCUUCACUUUUGAAUACAUUUAUUUGUUCAAAACUGUUCAACUAUUGUCUUUCUCUCUCUUUGAGUGAACUACUCACCACAUUUUAUGCACUUCAGUGCUAGCUAGCUGUAGCUUAUGCUUUCAGUACUAGAUUCAUUCUCUGAUCCUUUGAUUGGGUGGACAACAUGUCAGUUCAUGCUGCAAGAGCUCUUAUAGGUUGGAGGACAUCCUCUGGAUGUUGUCAUAAUUACUGUGUAAGUCUAUGGAUAAGAGCGUCUGCUAAAUGAUGUAAAUGUAAAUGUCUAUGGAAGGGGGUGAGAACCACGAGCAUCCUAGGUUUUGUAUUGAGUCAAUGUACCCAGAGGAGGACGGAAGCUAGCUGUCCUCCGGCUACACCAUGGUGCUACCCUACAGAGUGCUGUUGAGGCUACUGUAGACCUUCAUUGCAAAACAGUGUGUUUUAAUCAAUUAUUUGUUGACGUGAAUAUAUUUAGUAUAGUUUUAUCUAAAAAGGAUCACUUUUGAAAUGUUUCACUAUUUAAAUGUUUCUGAAAUUCACGGAGGAGGAUGGUCCUCCCCUUCCUCCUCAGAGGAGCCUCCACUGGUGUAUAACAUACAGUAUCUGUGUCUGUAUCUCAGGCCUAAGUACCUGGUAGUGAAUGCAGAUGAAGGAGAGCCAGGGACGUGUAAGGACAGAGAGAUUAUGCGUCACGACCCUCACAAGCUGGUGGAGGGCUGCCUGGUGGCUGGGAGGGCCAUGGGAGCCCGCGCCGCUUACAUCUACAUCAGAGGAGAGUUCUACAAUGAGUCCUCCAAUACACAGGUCAGAGUUCCAUAACGAGUCCUCCAAUGCACAGGUCAGAGUUCUAUAACGAGUCCUCCAAUGCACAGGUCAGAGUUCUACAACAAGUCCUCCAAUACACAGGUCAGAGUUCUACAACGAGUCCUCCAAUACACAGGUCAGAGUUCUACAACGAGUCCUCCAAUUCACAGGUCAGAGUUCUACAACGAUUCCUCCAAUUCACAGGUCAGAGUUCUACAACGAGUCCUCCAAUUCACAGGUCAGAGUUCUACAACGAGUCCUCCAAUACACAGGUCAGACUACCUGCUCAGGCUGGUUAGAGUCAUGUCCUCUCCUGUCUCCUCCACACACGAGCACACACACACUUACAGUAUGUCCUGUCCUGUCCACCAGGUGGCGAUAAACGAGGCGUAUGUAGCAGGGUUGAUAGGCAAGAACGCGUGUGGCUCUGGGUACGACUUUGAUGUGUUUGUGAUGCGGGGAGCAGGAGCCUACAUCUGUGGGGAGGAGACGGCCCUCAUCGAGUCCCUGGAGGGCAAGCAGGGGAAACCCCGACUCAAACCACCCUUCCCCGCUGACAUAGGUGAGGAAAUUACCUACCACCUUUGACCUUGAUCUUUGACCCCUUUCUCCUGUCACUCCUUUCUAACUUACCUGCUAACAUAGGUAAACACCUACCACCUUUGGAUUUACCUCCUUCUUGCCAAAAAAGAAACAACCAAAAGAAUGAUAAUAUGGUCUACCAAAACCCUAACAGAAAAAUGUGUAGUUUCAUGUUAUCACAGGUUGCUUUACAUGUUGUCACAUGUUAUCACAUUAACUUCACAUGUGAUCACAUAAAAACAUGAAUGUGGUUCAUGUGGUUUUUUUCCAUAAGGGAACUGUACAUUGCAUUUCUGACAGUUCAAUUGUUUUCUGUAGAUUAUACUGUGAAAAUAAAUGCUCUUCUUAUUGAUUUUCUCUCAAUGUACCACAUUGUCUUUGGGUCUCCAGGGGUGUUCGGAUGCCCAACAACGGUUGCUAACGUGGAGACGGUUGCCGUGGCGCCUGCUAUCUGUCGUCGAGGUGGAGCGUGGUUUGCAAGCUUUGGGAGAGAGAGGAAUGCUGGGACAAAGCUGUUCAACAUCUCUGGUCAUGUGAACACUCCAUGCACAGUAGAGGAAGAGAUGUCCAUUCCUCUCAGAGAACUCAUAGAGAGACACGCAGGUGUGUGUGCGUCUGUGUGUGUUCGUGCAAGUGUUAAUGUGACAAGUUUUCUAGUACUGCCUGUAUUUGUGUUACUGUGUGUGUAUGCCAGAGUGGGUAUAUUAUUGGUGCUGCUGAUAUUUGUGCGCCUGACACUCCCUUCCCCUCGACUCUGAUUGGUUCAGGAGGUGUGAGGGGCGGCUGGGACAACCUACUGGGAGUGAUCCCUGGAGGCUCCUCCACACCCAUUAUCCCUCGCUCUGUGUGUGAUGAUGUCAUGAUGGAUUUUGAUGACCUCGUCCGCGCAGAGUCCGCUCUGGGCACUGCCGCCAUCAUCGUCAUGGACAAAUCUGUAAACAUGCACUCACGCACACACUAUUUACUUUAUAUUGAUGAACAUUGUUUUAUAAGAACAAAUCAAAUUGUGAAGAAUAUGUGUGUACUCCAUUCUCCCAGACUGACGUAAUCAGAGCCAUCGCCCGUCUGGUUGAGUUCUAUAAACAUGAGAGCUGUGGCCAGUGCACCCCCUGUAGGGAAGGUAAGGUACUACAUGCUCUGUUUUUUACAUUUUAGUCAUUAAGCAGAUGCUCUUAUCCAGAGCAAUUAGGGUUAAGUGCCUUGCUCAAUGGCACAUCUGCAGAUUCUUCACCUAGUCUGCUCGGGGAUUCGAACCAGCGCCCUUAACCGCUAGGCUACCUGCCACCCUAUAUUAUUUUGAUAAUAUAAUGUCCACAGGUUUUGCUACUAUAUAGCUUAUUGCUCAAACAUAAAACCCCAUCUCACUUCUGAUAAUUUGAUAUCUGUGUGGCACAAAGAAAACCAGGUAACUGGGUGGUUAGUUGAUCUCUCUGUCCCUCGCCCUAUCUCUCUCUCUCCCCCCCACCAGGAGUGGACUGGAUGGAUAAGAUGAUGUGGCGGUUUGUGCGUGGUGACGCGGCCAACUCAGAGAUUGAUAUGAUCUGGGAGCUGAGUAAACAGAUUGAGGGCCAUACCAUCUGUGCCCUGGGGGACGGGGCCGCAUGGCCUGUACAGGUGAGACUACUGGGGUCAGAGGUUAGACAGGUACAGGUGAGACUACUGGGGUCAGAGGUUAGACAGGUACAGGUGAGACUACUGGGGUCAGAGGUUAGACAGGUACAGGUGAGACUACUACGGUCAGAGGUUAGACAGGAACAGGUGAGACUAAUGGGGUCAAAGGUUGAUACAGGAACAGGUGAGACUACUGGGGUUAAAGGUUGAUACAGGUACAAGUGAGACUACUGGGGUCAAAGGUUGAUACAGGAACAGGUGAGACUACUGAGGUCAAUGGUUGAUACAGGUUGUUAGAGUGGGGUGAAGAGUUAGAUGAGAACGGAUGUGGAGAUACUAGUGAAGUAACAUCCUGACCCCCACCUCCUUCUCUUCCUUCACUCCAACCUUCUCUUCCACUUUAGGGUCUGGUCCGGCACUUCCGUCCGGUCAUGGAGAGCCGCAUCUCUGAGUACCACAAGAAGAACCCUGCCAGGGAGGCUGACAUUGAGAUGAUCUGA
Molecule: messenger RNA, 7854 nt
Organism: Coregonus sp. 'balchen'
Lineage: Eukaryota; Metazoa; Chordata; Actinopteri; Salmoniformes; Salmonidae
Source: the annotation of a GenBank genome assembly